AUGCCUUGUGAUGUGCUGGGCAAAAUCGAGAGCGCGCUCCUUUACUUUUUCUGCAAUGCCUCCCCCGGGCUGCGCGGUGGCGCUGCAGCCUCGCCGAGUACCGGGACGUUCUCGAGCCGUAGGGGAGCGCAGGCUUCUGGAACCCUCAGAGCGGCGGCGGCGGGAACUGGGGGCGCAGCGCGGGCUCUCCCACCUGUCAACCUGGCCCUUCUCUGCUUGGAUGGCGUCUUCCUUUCUGCAGCCGAGAAUGACUUUGUGCACCGGAUCCAAGAGGAGCUGGACCGUUUCCUGCUGCAGAAGCAGCUGUCGAAGGUACUGCUUUUCCCCCCACUCUCCAGUCGUCUCCGGUACCUGAUCCACAGGACAGCAGAGAAUUUUGACCUCUUGAGCAGCUUCUCUGUUGGGGAGGGCUGGAGGAGGAGGACUGUCAUCUGUCACCUAGACAUCAGGUUACCCAGUUCCGAUGGCCUCACUGGCUCCUGCCGCCCUCCUGCCUCCCAGCCUGGCAAGUACCGAGGUCCUCGGCCCACUUCACAUCAGGGAGUAGCUGGUGGAGCCCGUGGGGCACGGACGGGCCGGUGGCAGCGUGGACGUAAGCCAGACCGGGCUUUGUAUGUGCCCCGGGUGCUACGCAGGCAAGGAGAAUGGGCGAAGGCCCCCACUCCAGGGCCCAAGGGAGACACUGCAGUUGGUGGGUUCCUGGAAGAGCCUGGGGAAGUUGGCGCUGGGGAGCCCAGUUCUGAUCAGGAACACCCCGUGCUGGUGACGCGGCCAACAGAGGAUCUAAAGGACCCGGGCCACAGUUGUGAGAAGGAGCCACAGCCAGACCCUGCUGGCACGGAGCCCCCGAAGCCUGAGGACCACUCAGGAAUGGGAGACAGGCCUGCGAUGGUCACGCAGGUUGGGUCUGGCCAGGAGCUCAACUUGGAAGAGGGGAUUGGAAAUGACUUGGAGAAGAGCCUGGUGGCAGAGGAAGAGGAGGAGGAUGAAGAGGAGGGGCCUGGAAGCUGCUCCGAGGAUGAUUGCAGUGAACUGAUGCAGGAGAUAAUGGACAACCUGACCACGAAGGAGAUUCAGGUGGAGAAGAUCCAUGUGGACACGUCCUCCUUUGUAGAGGAGCUGCCUGGAGAGAGAGAUUUUGCCCACGUGGUGGAGAUCUAUGACUUUGAGCCCGUGCUCAAGACGGAGGACCUGCUGGCAGCAUUCUCGGAGUUCCAAGAAAAGGGGUUCAAGAUUCACUGGGUGGAUGACACGCACGCACUUGGUGUCUUUCCCUGCCUCGACUCAGCUGCAGAAGCCCUGGCCAGGGAGUUCUCAAUGCUCAAGAUUCGGCCCCUUACACAAGGAACCAGGCAGUCGAAGCUGAAAGCCCUUCAGAGGCCAAAGCUGCUGCGUCUGGCAAAGGAGAGGCCACAGACAAGUACAGUGGUGGCCCGUAGGCUGGUGGCCCAGGCGCUGGGACUACAGCGCAAAAAGAAAGAGCGGCCUGCAGUCCAGUCUCAUCCUGCCCCGAGUCCCAGCGAUGCCCCAGCCAGCCCCGAUCUGAGCCCUCAGGCCUGAGCUGGUGCCACCACAAGCCUUCACAGACGCCCAAACAGCCCCGUGCUCUCCCUGGGGGCUCGCUGAGAGGCUUGGCAGGCUUUUAGUUCCAGAAG
Condylura cristata (star-nosed mole) is the source of this 1655-nucleotide messenger RNA. It is a transcript of the gene R3HCC1, whose product is annotated as R3H domain and coiled-coil containing 1. Gene Ontology annotation, molecular function: nucleic acid binding. The record is from RefSeq and is a predicted model, not a curated record. The transcript has 9 exons. NCBI's taxonomy places the organism in Eukaryota, Metazoa, Chordata, Mammalia, Eulipotyphla, Talpidae. Bases 1 to 1560 code for a protein of 519 amino acids.